GUUUCCUGCCCUACUUCUUCGGAAAUCACGGAUUUGGUUCUUCUCCGGCCUUGCUGCUUCGGUAGUCACAACAGACAUCGACAAAGUGCAAUUAAUGGCGGGACGUGAUGAUUCGGUGGUUUCUGAUAAGAAGUCAAGUGAUGCAACAAAUGACAUACCAACCUUCCAUGCUGAGAACCUUCAAAAUAACAUGAAGAUAAUCUACUACAGUCGAACUUUCUUGUCCAUCAUUGGUGGAGUUAUUGCUGGAAUUUUGGGAUUCACUGGCUUGACUGGCGCUGUCUUUUAUUUUCUCAUCAUGGCAAUUACUUCUCUUGGACUUGCAGCCAAGGCAAAGUUCUCCAUUCAUGCAUAUUUUGAUUCCUGGAAUCGAAUUGUAUUUGAUGGCUUCUUGAGCGGGCUAAUGUCAUUCGUGUUGUUCUGGACAUUUGCAUAUGACAUUGUGCAUAUAUUCUGAGGGAGUGACUAUGAAAGAGGAGCUACUCAGUGCUCUGAAGGAGAAUAACCCUGCUUUCUCUAUUGCCUGUGAUGAAGUGCUUCUGUAAUACAUCAGGGUUGAGGAUUCUAAAGAAUCUUUUUGGUGUCGGCUUCUCUCA
This is a messenger RNA of Telopea speciosissima, 596 nucleotides long. Its product is annotated as ER membrane protein complex subunit 6-like. Gene Ontology annotation, cellular component: membrane; endoplasmic reticulum; EMC complex. Bases 95 to 457 code for a protein of 120 amino acids. Gene Ontology annotation, biological process: protein folding in endoplasmic reticulum; autophagosome assembly. The record is from RefSeq and is a predicted model, not a curated record. NCBI's taxonomy places the organism in Eukaryota, Viridiplantae, Streptophyta, Magnoliopsida, Proteales, Proteaceae. The transcript is spliced from 5 exons.